ACGGGGGGCUUGACACCCUUUGCAAGAAACCUGGCCACUGUAACAAAGCUCGAGCACACACGGGCGCUGACGGUGCGUGAUGAUACGCCCUUUGGGGAUAAACCACUUCCCUCGGCGCUGCGGAGCUCACACACAGACACACGGUCUGUGGCUGCACGAGGCUGCGCGCCCUGAACGCCUCUCGGGCUGCUUUGAUGGGAGGAGUGAUUUGCUUAGGGAAGCUUGUUGUGCGAUUGAUAACCUACGGCUUUAAAGUGAGAAUGUAGUGUCUCCAAGCUCUAGAAGUCAGAUUUGAAUUUGUGACAUCAUUAAAGGUUUUGGGAUAAGUGGCGUAAAUCUCUGAAGGAAUAAUGGGCACGAGCAGGAUUCCUAUCAUGGACGUGUCCCUGGAGGUGAUUAAUCCAUCAUCCGCGCGGCCGCUCAUAGUGGCGUGUCUGACGCUGCUCCUCUCCUUCCGCCUGUGGCGCUGGCUGCGGCAGCGGUCGAUCCCCGGUCCGCUCCCGUGGCCGCUCAUCGGGAACGCGGCGCAAAUGGGCCAGGCGCCGCACCUGUACUUCGCGCGCAUGGCGAAGAAGUACGGCGACGUGUUCCAGAUCCGGCUGGGCUGCCGCAACGUGGUGGUGCUGAACGGGGACUGCGUCAAGCAGGCGCUGGUGGGGCGGGGGUUCGACUUCGCCGGCAGGCCGGACUUCACCUCCUACAGGUUCGUGUCCAACGGGAACAGCAUCGCCUUCAACACCGUCUCGGACUGGUGGAAGCUGCACCGCAAACUGGCGCAGUCCACCGUGCGCAUGUUUUCCACGGGCAACCUGAGCACCAAGAAGACAUUCGAGCACCACGUCGUGUGCGAGGUCCGAGAGCUGCUGCGGCUGUUCCUGCAGAAAACCGCGGAGGAGGGACAUUUCGAGCCCAUGACCUAUCUGGUGGUGUCCACGGCCAACAUCAUGAGCGCCGUGUGCUUCGGGAAGAGGUACACGUACGAGGACGAGGAGUUCCGGCAGGUGGUGGGCAGGAACGACCAGUUCACGCGCACGGUGGGCGCGGGCAGCAUGGUGGACGUGAUGCCCUGGCUCCAGUAUUUCCCCAACCCCAUCAAAACGCUGUCGGACAACUUCAAGGCGCUCAACCAGGAGUUCAGCGCGUUCGUCGUGGACAAAGUGGCCGAGCACCGGAAAACGAUCCGACCAGGCGCCGCCAGGGACGUCACGGACGCGUUUAUAGAGGCUCUGGACCAGCUGAGGGACCACACGGGGCUUUCCUCAGAGAGGGACUACGUGGCCCCCACGCUGAGCGACGUAUUCGGGGCAAGUCAAGACACACUGUCGACUGCCCUGCAGUGGAUCGUCCUCAUUCUCGCCAAGUACCCUGAGGUGCAGACCCGCCUCCAGCAGGAGGUGGACAAGGUGGUGGACCGCAGCCGACUCCCGACCAUCGAGGACCAGGCGCGGCUGCCCUACGUCGCGGCCUUCGUCCACGAGAUGAUGCGCUUCACCAGCUUCACCCCCCUCACCAUCCCCCACUCCACCACCGCGGACACCUCCAUACUGGGCUACGCCAUCCCGAAGGACACGGUGGUGUUCAUCAACCAGUGGUCCACCAACCACAACCCGGCCAUAUGGUCCCACCCGGAGACCUUUGACCCCCAGCGCUUCCUGGACGGCGCCGGCGCCCUGAACAAAGACCGGACCAGCAGGGUGCUGCUCUUCUCCAUGGGCAAGCGGCGCUGCAUCGGCGAGGGCCUGUCCAAGAUGAAGCUGUCCCUCUUCACGGCCCUCCUCGCCCACCAGUGCCGCGUGGCCGCCGACCCGGCCCGGCCGCCCGAGCUCGACUACGACUACGGCCUCACCCUGAAGCCGCGGCCCUUCUCCAUAGCCGUGAGCCUGCGCGACGACAUGGCGCUGCUGGACGCGGCCGCCGGACGCGGCCCCAAGGAGGAGGUCAGAGGUGAACCCUCGUCAGGUUAACAGUGUGCACGGAGCUCGAGGUUGUGAGAAAAUAUGAAGUAACGCAAAGACUGGUGAAUCGUGUUGGCUGAUACUGUAUCUAUAAGCUGAACUCUCAGGCUGCCUCUGCUUGUUCACAUUGUCUGUACACAGCAGUGAGAUGAGAACAACUCCGUGGUCACGACCACCGAUUACUGAUUUAUAACAGAGACACAUGCAAACAAACACAACAUUGUGCGUCCGAGCCGUUUUAACCCAGCAGGGACAAAUAAGCUCCCACACUCCCCCUUAUUACCUGCUGUGUCACUGUGUCGAUAGGCGUCGCACUGAAAGGUGACCGCACAGAUGUGUCCGAAACAGCACAAACUCAACGCCCACGUUGUGUUUCUUCCUGGUUCCCAGUGAAUUAUUAGCGUAGGAGCAGAGACCGUCAUUAUGUGAACUGUAUGUCGCAGUGCACAGUGUAGCAUCAAAUGUAGCUGUUAUUAUGCUGCCGCUUGCUGAGCAAUACAGCCCUUUAAGCUUUUGAAUACAUAUUACUAAUAUAUUCCUGCACAGUAGAUGUGAUGUUUUGUUCCAAUAUUGUACAGUUGCUUAAUAAAAAGAAUCUUUAAAUACAAUGUUUCCUUUGAAUUCAUCACAGUUUAUAGAUCAAUAAAGGUUCAAUUAAAAGUGAAACAAAGUAAGUUGUGCCCAUUACGUCACUUUCUCAUGCAGACCAACCAUAUUUAGUUUCAGCAGGACUUGGCGUGGCGCCAGAAAAGGGCCGUUUUCCCGGGAGAUCCCGUUUCAUGCGGCCUUUUUUUUUUUUUUUUUUUUUUUAUCUGGCCCCGCCAGAACACGCUGUGCCCGAUCAGCCAGAGGACUCUCAGAGUAGCGUGACAAAAUUCAGAUAAAGCUCCGGCAGAUGACAACUGAUACGGACCCGUUUUCUGCCUCCUUUCACAAAUAGGCGACGUGAAGAGAGGCGGAGCGGUGCCAGCGGAGUCCUGUGUAACUGGGUUUUCCUUCGGCACAAUUGAGCUGCGCUGACAGAUCAGAUGCAAAUGAGGAGAAAGUACAAAGGCGCUGACGACGUAAGUGUCUGCCUCAGUGGGACGGUGGCUGGACUUACAGGAACAGAGGGUCCACGCUCCAGCGACGAGCCCCUCCUCAUAUUACAAGCUGCAAUAGGAAACCAACACUCCUAUUAGUGUAUGAAGUGCAACCACAGAACUUUGACAUCCUGCAAAAUCUGGGAAUUAAAUCAGAAAUCUCAGAAAUGACAGGACGAGGCAUCAGAUGGAGCGAUGCGGUAGCAGUGGUAAGACACAUGUUUCACUACGUCUUAGAUCUGUCAAGACUGAAUUAGGUCUGAAGAUUAGCUGGAAUUGAAACUUGCAUCCUGCGCUGGCUGAGGAUUAAACUUAAAACUUAAACACACACACACACACACACACACACACACACACACACACACACACACACACACACACACACACACACACACACACACACACACACACACACACACACACACAGUCCUUAUGCUGUUGCAUAACUUUAACCAAGCUGAGAUUGUGAAUGGAGGCACAUGUGGAGAUCUGAAUGGAUGUUAGCAAGAUUGUACAGAUAAGGCAUUCAGAGAGCAGGCUGCUAUCUGUUGGGACAGACCGACAGGAAUGAAGCCACAAUAGAGCUCGAAAUGUUAACACACGGCUGAAAUCAACAUCUUAACGGAGUCCUCUGUGCAGCCUUUAGACUGGGGUCAAGCCAGUUCAGGUCAACACACACCUGACGAAAACGGAGCAGAAGGGUGUUUAAAGAGGACGAUGAUGCGCUUGCAGACUGUAUUUAUUAUUAAGUGAAGCAGGAGACGAUGCUUUGCUAAAGGUCACCUGAUCGUUUUUGCUGGAUAUCCAUGCAUUCAUACACGGUGCAGAAGUGCAUCAAGCCCAGCAUUAUAACAUAAUCUCCAGGUCUUUUCUUGUGGAGGGUUCACAGAGGUGAAACCCCGUCUCACAGCCGUUGGUGGUCACACGGGUCGGCAGCUCUAAGGAGACAAUGAACCCCACAACCCAGCGGCGGCUGGGCCCGACACGACGCCACGGCGAAACACAAAGCUGGAGCAGCGCGAGGGGAGAAAACAAACCCUGAAAGCUGCAGCCUUGAACGGUUAUGAAACGCGUGGUCCUGUGCUGCUCGCUAUGAACGCACAUCAAGAUUAGACGCAAUCGCUCUCUCGCGCAGACUGUCGGCGUCGGUGAUUAAACACAAAACAUUAACGGUUUUCUUCAUACUGAAGGAGAAGCAGCGGUAAAUGAUUUCUGCAGCUGUAACAACUGAGGCUCUUGAUUAAACAGCUGGAUAAUAAAUCAGUCAGGGAGAGCCAGCGUUUUCACGACUGUAGGAGCACCUGUGUGCGCUGGGAGGAACCUGUUCAGAGUGGUUCUACCAUGGGGGCUGGGACAUGACUAGACUGGUGGGACAUUAGCCUGAAUGUGAUCCAGUAACAGAUUCCCGACCUCCCCGGCACAAAAUGUACCAUCUGAGCACAACAAAAACGAUGCCUUCAUGCUACGCCGUAAGACUCGUGCAGGAUCCUGCUCGAUGCAGAUUAUGUUGACUUUGGACAGGAAUCAAUUUGGUUUAUAAUAAUAAAUCUAAAAAAUGUUAAUUAUACACACUAGCUUACAUAACUAAUUUAGGGAGGGCCUUCCUCCUAUAAGGAAGUACGAAAGACGGUGCUUAAGCAAGACAAAUGACAAACUGACAACUCAUCUCAGCAUUGCACAGAUUUAAUUAUAGAUUCCAUUAUCAUUAAUGAGUGAGUGCACACUGCCUGUGGACUACGAUCUCUAUGUAGCGUCUGAGAUGAAUAUUGCACUUGCUUUGUCAUAAAAACUUACAUUCAUAGUUCUGGUAGAAAAAGAAAAGCAAUGCAAAAGUCUGAUGACUUCACAACAUAAGAUUUAAAUGUACUGAACCUGUCGGUAAGUUGAUAAAAAAAAAAAAAAAAUCAAAA
Messenger RNA from Betta splendens (Siamese fighting fish), 4947 nucleotides. It is a transcript of the gene cyp1b1, whose product is annotated as cytochrome P450 1B1. Gene Ontology annotation, biological process: progesterone metabolic process; hormone biosynthetic process. The transcript is spliced from 3 exons. The record is from RefSeq and is a predicted model, not a curated record. Gene Ontology annotation, molecular function: heme binding; oxidoreductase activity, acting on paired donors, with incorporation or reduction of molecular oxygen, reduced flavin or flavoprotein as one donor, and incorporation of one atom of oxygen; steroid 17-alpha-monooxygenase activity. Lineage: Eukaryota; Metazoa; Chordata; Actinopteri; Anabantiformes; Osphronemidae. Bases 351 to 1964 code for a protein of 537 amino acids.